Molecule: messenger RNA, 1506 nt
Organism: Linnemannia hyalina
Lineage: Eukaryota; Fungi; Mortierellomycota; Mortierellomycetes; Mortierellales; Mortierellaceae
Source: the annotation of a GenBank genome assembly
AUGAGCCGCCCAAAUCAGAGGAACAACCCAUACAACCUCCCACCACUCAAAGACAGGAUCCGGGAGACAAUCUCUACAUUUUUUAAAUUCGGAUACACCAGCUUUGGAGGUCCCAUGGUCCACACCAACAUGCUUAACGACGAAAUCGUCAUCAAACGUGGAUGGGCCUCACAGGAGCAGUUUGCAGAGCUCUUUGCCAUCUCUCAGUCGUUACCGGGUCCCGCUGCGGCACUGUUAGCCUACAGUCUCACCCUUCUCCGCUCCGGGUUCCUUUGUGCCGUCCUCGGAUUUAUCCUCUGGAGUUUUCCGGGGGCGGUGGUGUGCACUGUGGCAGGGCUGCUCAUUGGCGAUAUCAAGGGCGACCAGCCGAUCUGGGCGAUUCGUUUGGAGCAAGGUCUGGCAGCGGCAGCAAUCGGCCUAGUGGCCCUGGCAGCACACAAGAUGUCACGGAACCUCGCCACCGACAAUUUGACAAGGGUUUUAGCCAUGUGUGCUGCUAGUGUCUCGAUCUUGUACACUUCGGCUUGGGUAUUGCCAGUGGUGAUGAUAUCCGGAGGCUUGACCAGUUUUGUCUUUGACACUCUUUUGUCGCCGCUCCUGAACCAAAGAGAUGAAAAGAAGCGACUGCGACAAAGAGAGACCGAGGCAGCCUCAUUGAAGGAUGAUCUGGAGAAGGGGCAUGCCGCUGCUCAGGAGGCCGAAUUGGGCGACGACAAGGAAAACCAUGGUAAAAAUGACGACAGCGCCGGGCCCCUUUCUUCGAUGCAUGUGCAAAGUGACAAGGAAGAGAUUCCAGCCGUGAUUGUUGGCGAGUACGAUGAACAUGGAGACACGUCGCGCAAGCCAUUUUCAUACUCCAGAAAGCUGGGCCUAGUACUGCUGGUCUUCUUUAUCGGUUUUUUGGUUGCAUCCAUCCUUGUCCGAGCUCGAGUCACCUCCCAUGGCGCGCCUGGCUAUGGAGACCUCGCCUCCACCUUUUACUUUGUAGGCUCCAUCAUCUUUGGCGGAGGACCUGUUAUCAUCCCACUCCUCAAGACCUAUGUCGUCGAUUCCGGCUGGAUGACUAGCCAACAGUUCCUCAUCGGCCUCUCCCUUGUCCAGUCUCUUCCCGGUCCCAACUUCAAUUUUGCAUGCUAUCUCGGGGCAGUCGCCAUGAUCAACAUUGGCAAGAAUGGUCUUGCUGGCGCAAUUGUGAGCUACAUUGCCAUCUUUUGUCCAGGCCUGGUCCUCAAGAGCGUCAUCAUUCCAUUCUGGCAGCUGUUGCGAGAGCGCCCGGCGGUUAAGAGAGUGUUUCGAGGUGUCAACGCCUGUGCACUGGGAUUGAUAUAUUCGGCAGUGUGGAUGUUGUUUGAGCAGGUGGUUCCGUUGGGUGGCAGUGACGGGUAUCAUGUCGUCAUUGCUGGUGUCGCCUUUGUCACGGCAGGGUUCCUGAGAUUCCCGGCUCCAGUCGCCAUUAUUUUGGGAGGUGCAAUGGGGGCCAUCGAGUAUGCUGUUAGCGAUCGGUAG